Penicillium bovifimosum is the source of this 1644-nucleotide messenger RNA. RefSeq lists its product as uncharacterized. The record is from RefSeq and is a predicted model, not a curated record. Lineage: Eukaryota; Fungi; Ascomycota; Eurotiomycetes; Eurotiales; Aspergillaceae. The transcript has a single exon. Gene Ontology annotation, molecular function: transmembrane transporter activity. Gene Ontology annotation, biological process: transmembrane transport. The coding region runs from base 1 to 1644 and encodes 547 amino acids.
AUGGCAGCUCCCAGCGACCCUGCGCUCUCCGAGAAGCCGGAGGCAUCAGACUUCGACGAUAAGAUCAUCCCACCACCAGAUGCGACCAAAACAGAACGAGGUACCGACACACAGGCCGAACAUGCCUCCUCCGACACCGCAAGCCACGAAGAUAUCCCCAAGCUCCACACAGGCGGCAAACCCGAGCUAACAGAAGACGAGUGCUACGAGAAACUCGGCUUCUGCUUCCCAACCUGGAAGAAAUGGAUGAUCCUCACCGUAAUCUUCGCCGUCCAGAUGUCCAUGAAUUUCAACACCGGAGUCUACGCCAGCGCCGUGCCCGGCCUCGUGAAAGAAUUCCAAAUCAGCGAACAAGCCGCCCGAGUCGGCCAAGCCGUCUUCCUAAUCGCCUACGCCUUCGGCUGUGAGCUCUGGGCCCCCUGGAGCGAAGAAUUCGGCCGCUGGCCCAUCAUGCAGCUCUCCCUGUUUCUCGUAAACAUCUGGCAAAUCCCAUGCGCGGUCGCACCCAACUUCGGCACAAUAGUCGUAUGUCGCGUCCUCGGCGGCCUCAGUUCAGCCGGCGGCUCCGUAACUCUCGGCAUGACAGCCGACAUGUGGGAAGCAGAUGACCAAGGGUAUGCGGUGGCAUAUGUAGUGCUCUCCUCGGUAGGCGGGUCGACCGUCGGACCCUUCUUCGGCGGAAUGAUCGGCCAAUGGCUAGACUGGCACUGGGUGUUCUGGAUGCAGCUGAUAGUCGGCGUGGCAACACAAUUACUACACUUCAUCAUCGUGCCGGAAACCCGCGCAACGAUCCUCAUCGACCGCGAAGCGAAACGCCGACGCAAACAAAACGGCGAAGACAUCUGGGGUCCAGACGAACUGAAAACACCCCGUUUGGACCUGCACGAUGUAAUACGGAUCUGGCUGCGUCCUUUCGAGAUGUUCCUCCGCGAACCAAUCGUCCUCUUCCUCUCCCUCCUCUCCGGUUUCUCCGACGCCCUCAUCUUCGUCUUCACCGAGUCCUUCACCCUAGUCUUCGAACAGUGGUCCUUCAGCACACUCGCCGUCGGCCUAACCUUCGGCUCAAUCCUAAUAGGCUAUCUGAUAGCCUACCUGAUCUUCCUACCAGACAUCUACCGACAAAUCCAACUGCGUCGCAAAUACGGCGCAGCAAGCCGUCUAGCCGAACGUCGACUCCUCCUUCUCCUCUUCAUCGCACCGCUAGAACCAGUCGGACUCCUCGGUUUCGCAUGGACAAGCAUGGGUCCGCCGAUCCCGUGGAUUGCGCCUAACAUCUUCGCUUGUAUGAUUGCCAUGGCGAAUUACGCCAUCUACAUGGCGACGAUCGAUUACAUGGUUGCGGCUUAUGGACCUUAUUCUGCGUCUGCGACGGGAGGCAAUGGGUUUGCGAGGGAUUUUCUCGCAGGUGUUGCCACUAUGUAUGCUGUGCCGAUGUAUCAGGGUAUUGGGGGCAGAUUCCAUCUUCAGUGGGCGAGUACGCUGCUUGGGUGUGUGGGAUUCUUGGUGCUGAUUCCGAUUUAUGUGUUCUAUUGGAAGGGACCCGAUAUCAGGGCGAAGAGUAAGUUUGCCCAGCAGUUGGCUGCUGAUCGGGAGAGGAAUGAGGGGAGGAGGGUGAGUCGGGUUAGGUCUUCUGUUGGGGCUUAG